Messenger RNA from Hyla sarda, 2492 nucleotides. RefSeq names its product pleckstrin homology domain containing A5 (gene PLEKHA5). Gene Ontology annotation, cellular component: cytosol. The record is from RefSeq and is a predicted model, not a curated record. NCBI's taxonomy places the organism in Eukaryota, Metazoa, Chordata, Amphibia, Anura, Hylidae. Gene Ontology annotation, molecular function: phosphatidylinositol-3,5-bisphosphate binding; phosphatidylinositol-5-phosphate binding; phosphatidylinositol-3-phosphate binding.
CCGGUUGGGAGGAGGCCUACACGUUCGAGGGCGCCCGAUACUACAUCAACCACAAUGAGCGUAAAGUGACGUGUAAGCACCCGGUGAGUGGCCAGCCGUCCCAGGACAACUGCAUCUUCGUGGUGAACGAUCAGCACACCGCAGCAAUGACGUCUCAGGAGACAAAGGAACGAACAGCCAGCGACAGCUCCACCUGCAACACUGUGCCGAACCCCACCAGCCCCCUCUCCAGGCCCUCACGAUCAUCCAGGAAGAUUCACAACUUUGGAAAAAGGUCAAACUCCAUAAAAAGGAACCCAAACGCCCCUGUGAUGAUGCGCGGCUGGCUGUAUAAAAAGGCAAAUUCUGGGAUGAAGUUGUGGAAGAAGCGCUGGUUUGUGCUGUCCGACCUCUGUCUCUUCUAUUACAGAGAUGAGAAGGAGGAGGGCGUCCUUGGCAGCAUCUUACUCCCCAGCUUUCAGAUUUCGCCGGUGGUUCCGGAGGAUCAUAUUAAUCGCGCUUUCGCUUUCAAGGCGGCACACCCAAACAUGCGGACCUAUUACUUCUGCUGUGACACCAAUAAGGAGAUGGAGUUAUGGAUGAGGGCGAUGACUGGAGCGUCACUUGUGCACUCUGAGCCUGUGAGAAGAACAGGCAUCACCAAACUGGAUCAUCCCACCCCACAAGAGAUAAAUCACAUGGUGAACCAUCGUUUACUGAUCCGUCCAGAGACCAACAACAACCUGAAGAACAAGGAAAUGACACUCGGCCGGGGGGAGGAGAAAUCAGUGCGAGAAGCGGAGAGGUAUGGCUUCCAGAAGGAUGGCCAGGAGCGCCCCCUGACCAAGAUCAGCAGUGUCAAGCAUCAGUCCUGCAUAUCUGACUAUGACAUUCUGGCCGCGAGCACGGCAAAGUACAGAGCAGUCAACGUGAACGGUCCUGACAGCAGAGUCCACGAUGGGCAGGUUCACCCCUCAGAGACCGACUCCAGGACUAUCCAUCGUAACUUUGUGUCAGCGCAGUGUGAGGCCGACCGGGUCAUACAGAGAACCAACUCCAUGCUGCAACUGGAGCAGUGGAUCCGCACCCAGAGAGAGAAGAGCCCGGAGGAAGAGACCGGCGGAGUCCUGUCCUAUCAGACGUUACCACGGAAUAUGCCCAGCUACCGGGCGCAAAUGGUGCCACAUUACCCUGAAGGAUACAGGACACUGCCACGGAAUCUCAAGACGCGCCCAGACAGUGUGUGCAGCACUACAGGCAUGUUGUAUGAUCGGGCCAUGGUACCUGUAUCCGCUACGGGGGAGGAGAAGAGGCGGUCCGUGCGGGACGACACCAUGUGGCAGCUCUAUGAAUGGCAGCAGAGACAAUUCUACAACAAGCAGAGCACACUGCGGAGGCACUCGUCUCUGACCAGCCCCAAGACCAUGGUUCAUAUCUCUGACCAGACUCUGCACUCCAUCCCCAUGUCACCUUCUCAUGGCUCCAUAUCUGGUUAUCACACAUACUCCCCCCACCGGGCCUACCGCUCCGAGGUGUCCUCUCCGGUGCAGAGGGGCGACCUGACCAUAGAGCGACGGCCAAAGCCGCAGUCCAGUAAGAAUGAGAUUCUGACCCAUCAUCUUCAGAGGACGGUCGUCUAUGUGGACCACCAGAUGAAAGACAAUGAGCCUCUUAUCAGCAUGGUUCACACUAUGAUUGAGAACUCCGCGCUUAGACCACAGCUGUACCAGCAAAUGAAUCAGGAUGACUGCAGAACGACGGCAUACAAACACUGCAACGAGGAGCCAGACAUGGACGCCAAGCUGAGCAGACUGUGUGAACAGGACAAGGCAGUUCAGGCCCUGGAGCAGAAGUUGCAGCAGCUGCACAAGGAGAAGUACACUCUAGAACAAGCUCUGCUGUCCGCCAGUCAGGAGAUCGAGAUGAACGCUGACAACCCGACCGCUGUCCAGAGCGUGGUGCUGCAGCGGGACGACCUCCAGAGCGGCCUCCUGAGUACCUGCCGCGAGGUGUCCCGGGCCACGGCGGAAUUGGAGAGAUCGUGGAGAGAAUAUGACAAGUUGGAGCGAGAUGUCACCACCGCAAGAAACCAGAUGAGGGAAGAUCUAGAGCGUCUGGGGGAAGUGCAGACAGAGUCAGCCGGGAUCCAGCGGGCGCAGAUGCAGAAAGAGAUCUGGAGAAUUCAAGAUGUGAUGGAGGGACUGAGCAAACACAAGCAGAGGAGGCCGGAGACAGGUAACUCUGACCCCAAGCUGCUGUCCUCGGGGAUGAGUCCAGGGGAGGGGCCCGAUUACAGAUUGUACAAGAGUGAGCCCGAGCUGACCACCGUGGCUGAAGUGGACGAGUCCAACGGAGAAGACAAGAGCGACCUGACGCUGGACAUGGAGGCCAACAAAGGAUCGCACUUUCCAGUAGGAGUUGUACCCCCAAGGACCAAGUCCCCCCCGCUGGAGUCCAGCACCAUCGCAUCCUACGUCACCUUACGGAAGAGCAAAAAGCCUGACACCAAAUCG